Molecule: messenger RNA, 726 nt
Organism: Stegodyphus dumicola
Lineage: Eukaryota; Metazoa; Arthropoda; Arachnida; Araneae; Eresidae
Product: jerky protein homolog
Source: RefSeq, a predicted model, not a curated record
AUGCUCAAUCAAAUGCGUGGAUUACUGCCGCCCUCUUUAAAGACUGGUUUUUUUCACCACUUUGUGCCUGAGGUCAAGGAAUACUUCAAAAGCCUUGGUCUACCAGAAGAUACUAAAGCCAUCCUUCUUUUGGAAAAUUGCAAAGCCCAUCCGCCAGUAGAUGAGUUAGUUUCUGGAAAUAUUGUUGCUACUCUGCUUCCACCUAAAGUAACAUCUUUGAUUCAACCCAUGGACCAAGGGUUUACAGUAAAAGAUGCCGUCUAUGCUAUUGCACAGUCUUGGAACCAGGUAAAAAAUACAACACUCCAAAAAUGCUGGAGAAAACUUUGGCCAGCUGCAAACCCUGCAUCUGACCUAACUCUACAGACUGAUGAGGAAGAAAACCAUCAAGACGCUCUGACCAAAGUUUUGGAUGUCGUUAGAAGUACUGACAAUCCCUUGAAAAACCUGCCUGAAGAUGAGGUAGAGGAGUGGCUUUUAAUCGACGAGAAUGAGCCUGUUGAACAAGAACUAACCGAUAAGGACAUUAUCAACACUGUAGUAAACCCUCAGCCUACUCAAAAUCUUGAAGAAAAUGACUCAGAUGCCGAAACGGAAGAAAAGGAAAAAAUCAGCUGGGCAGAAGCUGCAGAAUCACUAAAUAAGUUUAUCUCUUUUGCCGAGGAGUCUAGGAAACCACAGGAACUGGUUCUGAGGACCAGUUGCAAUCCGCUGACUACAGACUGA